CUGUAGGAAUAUUAUAUCAUGGUAGAGCCCUUAUUCAAUCUGUGGCGACUGUGGCAACUUGUCAAUGUCAAUGUCAACUUACAAAAAGUACGAACUCGUUCCCGUUCGUUUUCUUUCUUACAUUUACAAAGUGAUUGUGUUUUUUUCCUCCAAGAACAUUAAGUACAGUCUAUUUGCCUCUUGAUUAUUGUGCGCUCAAUUUCUUCAUUAUCUUUCCUUAAACUCUCAAAAUCCACGUCAUGCACAACUAUAUAUCAGUUUGAACUUACCGGCGUAAAGAAACAAUUAAGUACACACGCACGCUACUUGGCGCUACGUUGGCGCGAGGCCCACGGUCUCUCGGCCUCCGAGUACUCUGGUCUGGUCUUGAACAUUUGUACUAGUAAUCCAAGGAAUCCAAAAGACCGAAAUUUCUCUCCAGAUUGAGAGCUUCACGCACAUCAAAUCAGGCUUCAACUCGCUACUGUCGCUCUAGCAUUAUGUCGUUGGAGGUGCGCGUAAAAGUAGAAUGUUUGGAGGAGACAGAGCUGUCACCAGCUGAUGUUUGGAAAGACGCAGAUGCACUUUGUGAGCAUGUUAAGCAGAAAGAGGCCGUUCCAGAUUCAAACAAUCCUGAAGCUGCAAGUGUUAAAGGAAAAAUAAGCCAUCUGGAUGACACAAUACAUGUGAAGGAGGAGCGAAGCGAGCAUGUCACCGAGGCUCUGGCUGGCCUAUACUUCAAUCAUGUGGUUAAGCAUGAACUCGUGCUGGGGCCGGAGCAAGUACAGGCAUUUGAUGAAAGGCAGCAAAUAAUAUUAGAUGCAAACCCAGCAGUAACUGAGAAGCAGGACUUACUGCGGUGCUUCGUGCGUCUCGAACGCAUCCCACUCCAAAAGACAUUGCUAGGCAACACGUCCACCACCGCGCACCAAGCGAGCCACGCCGGAGCGACUUGCGAUCGACACGCGACUGACAAUAGAGUGACCGGUAACCGACAUCCAGCCGACAUUGACGAGACUAUUAUUUACAUGUGUGACAUUUGCAGAAAAUCGUUUACACGUAAAAAUAACUUAACCAGACAUAUUCGUAUACACACGUAUGAAGGAGAAAAUACCAGUCAUGAUAGACAUAUAACGGUUAAGCAACAUAUGUGUGAAGUUUGUGGAAAACUGUUCAAUCAAACAAGCCAUCUAUAUCGACAUAUUCGAACCCACAAGGGAGAGAAAUACACGUGCAAUGUAUGCAAGAAAGAGUACACACGAUUGAAUAGUUUAAGGGUACACAAUUGUGCUAAAAAUAGACAAAAGCCUUAUUCUUGCGAAAUAUGCAACAGGCAUUUCUCUAGAAAAAUGGUUCUAAAAAUACAUAAACUAAUUCACACCGGUGAAAAGCCAUAUACUUGUGAAAUAUGCAAUGAAAAAUUUACGCGACCGAAUAAUAUUCCCAGACAUAUUCUGACACACACUGAUGAAAUGCGAUACUCGUGCGAAAUAUGUAAUAAGAAAUUCACCCGAUUAAGUAAUUUGAAUGAGCACAUUAUCGUUCACUCGGGGAAAAAAUAUAGUUGCAAAACAUGUAAACGGAAGUUUACGCGAAUAAGAACUUUAAAUUUGCAUGAAAAGAGGUAUCAUACUUAGAGUUCAGAAGUCAGUAUGUUGCCACUUGUCAUCUUACAAACGGUUCAACGGGGGUGUGGAGUGUUAGGGUCGGCAACGCGCAUGUAACUCCAUGUCCGUGUUUGCGCCGACGUAGUAUACAGCGUGUAUUUUUGAUACAACCA
This is a messenger RNA of Cydia pomonella (codling moth), 1759 nucleotides long. RefSeq names its product zinc finger protein 98-like. The record is from RefSeq and is a predicted model, not a curated record. Gene Ontology annotation, molecular function: DNA-binding transcription factor activity; RNA polymerase II cis-regulatory region sequence-specific DNA binding. Lineage: Eukaryota; Metazoa; Arthropoda; Insecta; Lepidoptera; Tortricidae. Gene Ontology annotation, biological process: regulation of transcription by RNA polymerase II. Bases 480 to 1616 code for a protein of 378 amino acids. The transcript has 3 exons.